Cladocopium goreaui is the source of this 3135-nucleotide messenger RNA. NCBI's taxonomy places the organism in Eukaryota, Dinophyceae, Suessiales, Symbiodiniaceae. The record is from the annotation of a GenBank genome assembly.
AUGGGCCUUCUCGCCUCGACUUUGACCUGUGCAUCCGACUGGGUGCAGGUUGCCGGUGCCAUUGCAUUCUUUGGAAAGACCAAAGCACAGCCCAAACAGUUUUCAGGCUUCGGGUGGGAGCAAACACCCGAUGGGUUGAUUUUGAGGUGGUUGAAUCAAUAUGGCCGCGAUCCGUUGCGCCUUUGCAUGAUCAACAUGAUUCGUGUGGGCCCUGGUGGGGCUGCCGGUGCCAUUGCAUUCUUUGGAAGGACCAAAGCGGCCGUCCUUCGAGAGGUUGAAAGUGGGGAGAGAGAGUCCCAGAGCGUGUCGAGUCUGUGUGGGCAGUUGAAAAACAGCGGCUACACACAGGAUUAUUUGGCGCAGCAGAUUCGUAACUAUCUGGCAGGUGAGAGUCGGAAUCAGGUGCUGGAAGCCUUAGAUCUUCGAUUGUUGGCAUGUCACCAUGUGCUGCUGGAAGAUCUGUCAGAAGAUCUCUUGGAGGAGCUCCUUGAGAAGCAGCUGGCAGACGAUGAACUCAGCCGAGUUCGGAAGCAGUUGUACGGAGACAGCAGCUUGCCCGUGUUAACCGCGGAAGCGCGGCAGAAGCGAGUAAUUUCGUCCGUUGAAGAGAAGAACAGCACGAAAAGGCGGCAGUUGAUAAUCGAACGUAUCGCUGUGGAUGCCGCCUUGCGAGAAUAUCGCGAGUCCCAGCGUCAGCAGGAGGGGAGUGGACGGGGGUCCAUCGGAUCGCAGCGACUCUGGAAGGCCUGGGUCAAUGACUUGACUCAGAUCUUAAUGGAUCCUCAGUCCUCCUACGCUCGUGGCAGGGGAGCAAAGUCCUUCAAGGCGUUGCAGAAGCUUUGCGGGACGCUAGAGUCUCAAGGGCCCGAGAUGGACCCGCAAGUCUUGGCCCUGAUCGCAUGUCAGACCACCCUGAACUUGCUGUUCUUGCCGAAUUACCGCCACAAGGAUGAUGCACAACGAGAUGUCCAAGAUGGGAGGUUUGGAGAAGUUCGCUGGGUGACCGUGUGCAGCACCAUCGGAGAGAUGGUGCAGAUGGAGCGCAUGGCGAUGGAUUCCACAAGCCUGAAAGGAGACCGGGACCGCAGGAAUAUGAUGUUUCGCCGCUUGCGGAAGGCUGCAUCCCAAGAUGUAGUAAAAACCGUGCAGCUUGGUGCUGCCUUGGCUGAACUGCUCCUGUCCUGUGCCAAAGUUGAAGUGCCGGCAGAGCAGGUUCCCGAGAAGUUCAAUGCGGAGAACCCCCCGAAACCUGGACAGAAGGUACUGCUGGAGGCUUUGCAGCACCGGCUACGCCGUGAAGGGAAGAGAAAGCACGUGGGUGUGAUCUCCUUACACCCUGCUGUGCGCUCCAUGCUGGAGAGUGACGAGGAUUUGAUGCGCUUCAUUCAGCCCAAGCACAAACCAAUGAUUAUCCCUCCCGACCCCUGGAGACCCUGUGGCCUUGGACCUCAAGGUCCAUAUUUGAUUCAUCCCGUGGAGUUCGUGAGAACAACCGAUCAAAAGAUGACGUGCUUGCGAAGUUACAAUCCCACUCGUGUCGCCGGUGUCAUGGACUUCCUCGGGCGAAUGCCGUGGAAAAUCAAUCGGCGAAUUCUUGACUUGAUGGAACACGUUAAAAGUGAAGAUCUUGCUGUGGCGGACGUUCCGCAGCAGAAGGACCCGGAGGUGCCACCGUUGCCGACGACCCACGAGGAGCUGAUCCUUUCAGACCAAGAGCUGAAAGAGAUGCGAAUGAGGCAUUUCAAUGCUCGGAAAGUUGUCCAAACCUUGCAGUCGGAGCGACCGACCUUCGACUUGAAGUUGCAAGUGGCCAAAGAGUUCUUGAAUGCGGAACAGGUCUACUUCCCUCAAAACGUCGACUUCCGUGGACGUUCCUACCCCAUUCCGCCCCACUUGAACCACAUCGGGGACGACGUGAGUCGUGGCUUGUUGAUGUUCGCUGAAGGGAAAGCGCUGGGGCCAGACGGACUCUUUUGGUUAAAAGUCAACCUGGCGAACCUCUUUGGCAAGAACAAGGUCUCUUUGGCCGACCGAGCCGCUUGGGUGGAUGCGCAGAAGGAAACCAUCCUGCAGGUGGCGAAGGAUCCCUUGAAUGAAGAGAACAUCAAGUGGUGGAGCAGUGCAGAUGAUGGGCCUUGGCAAGCGCUCGCGCGCUGUUUCGAGCUGGAAGAAGUUUGGAGCAGCAGUGCGCCUGAGGAGUACAAGAGCUAUCUGCCAGUGCAUAUGGAUGGUUCUUGCAACGGCUUGCAGCACUAUGCAGCGUUGGGUCGAGACAUUGAGGGCGGCCAGGCCGUGAACCUGGUGCCUGCGGAGAAACCACAGGAUGUCUACACCUUUGUUUUGAACGUGGUGAAGAAAAAGGUUCAUGCCCAAGCGACUGCCGAAUUGGAGGAAGAGUCGACGGAUUCUGGGAGAUAUGCCACUGAAGAAAGAAAGAAGCAGCUGGCCCAACGACUCAUCGAGCUUGAUGUCUUGCAGCGGAAGGUGGUGAAGCAGACGGUCAUGACCAUUUGCUAUGGUGUGACCAACAUUGGUGCUUUCCGGCAAGUACAAAGUCAUAUGGGAGACUUCGUGGGUGACAAGGUGGAGACGGCCGAACUCAAGGAGCUGUCGCGAUACCUGUCAGGGCUCGUGUUGGCUUCCAUUGGUGAUGUUUUUGCUGGAGCCAAGAAGAUCCAGGACUGGUUCAAACUAGUGACCAAGAUGUUCAACGGUGUGCAGGCCCCGGUGGCCUGGAUUUCGCCGCUGGGUUUCAGCUGUUCGCAGCCGUACCGCAAAGCCGAGACGGUGCGCAUGGCCAGCAAACGUCAGAGCGGCAGGCAGAGCAGUGGUUUUCCACCCAACUUCGUGCAUUCGCUGGACGCCACUCACAUGAUGAUGGUGGCAGAGCGAUGCCAGAAACAAGGCAUUUAUUUUGCCGCAGUCCAUGACUCCUUCUGGACGCACGCCUCUGAUGUGCCGUUGCUGAACGAGUCCAUUCGUGAAGCCUUUGUGGAGCUCUACGAGAAACCGGUCCUGCAGGAGGUCUACGAGGAUUUCUGCGUUCACCUCGGAGGGCAGAAAGUUCCACCACUGCCAGAACCAGGUAAGCUGGACAUCUCAGUGGUUAAGAACAGUACGUAUCUAUUUUCCUGA